Messenger RNA from Haemonchus placei, 1725 nucleotides. NCBI's taxonomy places the organism in Eukaryota, Metazoa, Nematoda, Chromadorea, Rhabditida, Trichostrongylidae. The record is from the annotation of a GenBank genome assembly.
GAGCAACUGCAGCGGUGGGAGAGUAGCGAAAUGAAUGCUGAACCCGUGCAUCGUCGAAAGAAUUCGCGUGUGAAAUUUCAGGAUAGCGACAUUUUUUUGAGUGCUUGCAUGUCGGGCGAUGAAGAAGAAGUCGAAGAGCUGCUCGCCAAGGGAGCUGAUAUAAAUACUGCCACUGUUGAUGGACUGACUGCCCUUCAUCAGUCAGUCAUCGACAGCAAACCAGAAAUGGUGCGAUUUUUAUGUGAAAAGGGUGCUGACGUAAAUGCUCAAGACAACGAGGGUUGGACUCCUCUACAUGCUGCAGCUUGCUGCGGAAAUUUAGCUAUAGUAAAGUAUCUAUGUCAAAACGGGGCUCGACUUAACGUAAUCAACAGUGAUAAAGAAUUAGCUUUGGACUUAGCUGACGAUGAGUCCUGUAGAGAGUAUCUUGAACGUGAUUACCGUGAUCAGGGAGUUAUUCCUGAGCAAUGUCGUGAUCAAGAGUUAGCAAUUAUGAUGAGAGAUGCUCAACAAUGGUUGCGCGAUGGAGAGUACCGCGACCAGCCGCAUCGUCGAACGGGGGCAACAGCUUUGCAUGUCGCUGCCGCUAAAGGCUAUACGCAGCUUCUCGAGCUGCUUAUAAAAGCUGGAGGAAAUAUACGAGCGCCUGACAAGGACGGAUGGACCCCAUUGCAUGCAGCGGCCCAUUGGGCUGAAAAGGAUUCGUGUAAAAUAUUACUCGAGCACGGCGCAAGUAUCACGGAUACUAACUAUGCAGUAAGUACACGUGUUCUUUUUUCCGAACGUUGCGGACUUUUGUGGGACGGAUCAACAUCCUCUAUUCAAAGUGGUGAUCAACAUGUUUCUGCUACGGUUUCAAUACCUACUCGACCGUUCCAACAACCUAGUUCAUGGAUCAAUCGGGGCGUUCAACUAGUAACACGGCCGUGGCAGUCAAGUGCUGUUAUUGAAAGUGAAGCUGAAAGGCGAAACACGGCUAGGAUGCAGCGGCAACAUCGCCGUUCAACGCAAGGAGUGACUAAGGAACAUCUUGAAGAGGCUAGUCGGAUUGCAAUGGCUGAAAAUGCUCGGCGACGAGCUUUAGCUGCUAGUCAAAAUGUGCCUUCUAACGGCUUGACAGUAUCUCGUUCAAACCGUCGAGGAACGGGUCCAGUUCUUCCUGAAGAUAUACAAGCCGCUGUGUCAGUUCGUCAAAUCACCGAAAGCGGUAACAGUGCGACAACUGCCGCACGUACUGCACCUGCAGAGCCUGCACCUACUGUUAUCCGCGUUGCUGGAACUGUCGCCUCUGUUUUCACUCGCCCAACCGUAUCGAGCGUGAGUACUGGUCGUCCAGAUGUUUAUAUGCCCACAUUUUUUCAGUACACAAUUAAUUCACGUCCGACUGAAAUGAAUUUGAACUACAAAGCGCUCUACGAAAAAGAGAAAUUGGAGUGUGAACGAUUGCGAAAAGAAGUUGAAGAACUGAAACGCAGUGGCUCUGUACCGUCAUUACGAACAGCGCAAUCACGGUUUCGAAUCGGUUCCCCUGCUAGCGGAGCGAGUCCGAUAGCAAAAUCGGCUUCGGGCAACUCUAUAGAUGACAGUGAACGACGCGCAUUAGAGCGAAAGAUAGCUGAUCUCGAGAUUCAGCUCAAAGGUUUGAGCCAGCUUCGUAUGGAGAAUCAACGUCUAAAAGAGGAAAAUGGCGCUUUGGUGCGUGUGAUAUCGAAAAUGACGAUUUAA